Messenger RNA from Saccostrea cuccullata (small rock oyster), 2077 nucleotides. RefSeq lists its product as uncharacterized. The transcript has 2 exons. Lineage: Eukaryota; Metazoa; Mollusca; Bivalvia; Ostreida; Ostreidae. Bases 116 to 1192 code for a protein of 358 amino acids. The record is from RefSeq and is a predicted model, not a curated record. Gene Ontology annotation, molecular function: translation repressor activity; ubiquitin protein ligase activity. Gene Ontology annotation, biological process: negative regulation of translation; proteasome-mediated ubiquitin-dependent protein catabolic process; protein polyubiquitination.
GAUAUAAAUAGCCUCUCUAUAAUGCACAAUCAUAUUUCAAAAAACCACAGAUCUCAAAUAUCUGCGUUUCAUACCAGUUUGGGUUAUUUUAUUUUAGAUUGAAAGUUAAAACAAUAUGACGACGAAAACAUUGAAAAAACUGGGACUCGGCAGUAAUGUUGGCACUUCUGGAGGGAAUAAAGCGGACGACAGAAAUUUCCAAGGCCAGGACAUUGUGCGAUGCUAUAAAUGUGACAAUAAAGUGCGUUUUUUAUGUCUACAUUGCGAAACAAGAAUUUGUAAAACAUGUGUUGGUGAUCACUUGGAAACUAAAGACUCUCCAAAAUCUCAUAAAUUUGCAUUUUACGGUGUAGAUGAUAGAGAGAUAUCGUCUAAUCCCAAUGUAGAGGGAAUCGUGGACAAAGAUGAGAAUGUAAAAGAAGCAUGGAGCAUGGCACUUCUACGAGACUUGCCGGAAUCCCAGCGGAUUAUUGUUUGCAAUGACCAGUCCGUCAUGCUUUACCAAAAGCAAGGAGGCGGCGACUGGUCCAAAAAUGAGUUAAGGAGAAAUGAAGGAGAUUCCUUUAUCAGAUGUAUUGCUACGUCUAGUUCUCGCAUCCUUUACUCCGCAACGAAUUGCAAAGAUGUAUAUGAAACAGAUGAACAUUUUUCAACUGAGGGUGCUAGACCAUUCUUCACCCCUGAAACUGAUGGAUGGACCCCCAAAGGAAUUGCAUUUUCCCUUGUUUCCCCUGGUCAUAUUUUGAUUGGACUGUAUAAUUCUAAACAAAAGAAAGGGAACGUUAUCAAAGUUAAAUCUAAUGGAACACUUGAAGGAUAUCUAGGCAAUGAAAGAGGAGAAAAACCCUAUACAAAUCCACGGUUUCUUGCUGAAAACAAAAACGGAGAUAUCUGCAUUUCAGAUUCAGUAACAAAAAACGUAUUUGUAUUUGAACGAGAAGGUAUCCUACGUUUUUCCUAUGCACCCCCCGAGAGUCCAACUUAUGUUCCUCGAACUGUUGCAACGGAUAGGCAGUGUAACAUCCUCAUUGCAUAUCCAAGAAAUGGCAUACACAUAAUAGAUAAAGAUGGGGAACUUCUCCGCAUCGUUGAAGAAAUGACAUCUCCUACUGCUUGUUGUGUCUCUUUGAAAGACUUAUUGUUUGUGUGUUCGAAAGAUGGCGAUAUGAAAGAGAUAACAUAUCUAUCUUAGCCAUUGUUUCCAAACAAACAGUAAUUAGAGACUCUUUAUAGGUUUUGAGAUCUACCUUUGGAUGGCCUAGGUUAUAUGUUGUUGAAAAUUACCCUCAAUUUCAGCAAAUCACAUGCUCUUAAAUUCCUAAUACUUGCGAGAAAUCAUUUCUGCAUGGCGAAGAAUUUUUCUGAAAUGAUAAAUGGGGUUUUGAUAAUUGAUUUACAUAAAGAGUUUUAUCUUCAUUGAUUUUAUUUCUCACACAAAAGAAUAUGAUCUAAAAGUAAUAUACGAACUGAAAACCAUUAUGAUAUCAAAAUUUCUCAAGAGGAGCUAAAGUGUUGCUUAUUUCCUUAAGUACAAGGAUAUUUUCCCGUCGGCUAGAGCAAUGUCCACCACUUUUAGCUACGAAAUUGCCAUUUUAAUAUCCACAAUUAUUUGGAAAAAAAAAAUAACUUAAUUUUUUUUUACGAUAUUCAUUGACUUGUUUGUUCUGGUAAAAUGAACAAUCAACAGUAUUACAGUUAUUCAACAUUUGUUUUAAUUAAGCCUAUGCUAAUUGUUGGAGUCCAUUUUAAAACUGUGUUUAUUCGAUAUAUAUUGAUUUGCGUUCGAUAUCCUGAAUGUAGAUUUUCCAAAGAGUCUUGAAAAAGUUUUGGAAAUCCAUGGAAUUCCAAUCAUUCCCACACAUAACUCGAAAAGUGUGUCUCGAAGUUUUUGGAAUAUUUUGGAAUUAAAAAAAAAAAUUGGACCUAGACAUUGUUUGGCUUCGAAAGUAGUGGAAUUCUUUGAGGAAAAUGGUAAAAUGAGAAACUUAGCCAUUUUCUGCGCUGGAAAACUGUGGAAAAUUACUUAGAUUUUUUUUUAAACUGCGCCAAAAGUGGCCACUCGAUCGGGUAUGAUAUA